Molecule: messenger RNA, 1896 nt
Organism: Colletotrichum siamense
Lineage: Eukaryota; Fungi; Ascomycota; Sordariomycetes; Glomerellales; Glomerellaceae
Product: putative ankyrin repeat protein
Exons: 4
Coding region: 1-1896 (631 amino acids)
Molecular function (GO): protein binding
Source: RefSeq, a predicted model, not a curated record
AUGCCUCGCUCCAAGAGAUUGCCUUGCGACGAUCCAGAAUGGACACGACGUAAGACUGCCAUUGAGAUGAUGUAUGUGGUCGACCGCCUAUCUCAGGAGAAGAUCAGAGACAAGCUUAAAGAAGAUGGAUUUCUCGUAACAAAGUCGGAACUUGAAGCCCAACUGCGCUUCUGGAAAAUUCGGAAAAACGCGAGUGCGAAUGUCUGGCGAUACACCGAUCACAUGCUUCUGAAGAGAGAGCAACAAGGUAAAGCCAGCGUGGUAUACUAUAACCGCAAUAAGAUCUCAUGCAACACACUCAAGAAGGAGCGGGGUCGUUAUCAGCUAGAUACGCUGACCAAGUACACGACAGCUUUGAGUCCAAAGACCCCCGAGGGCUUGGAACUUUGUAUCCGCACGCCAACUCCCGGGCCUGUGCAAUCAAUGUGGGCUUACACACUUCCGUGGAUACGAUUUCAAAACAAAGUGUUGCCUAGCAUGCUUUUGCAUUUAACACAUCAAAUACUCGAUAGUGAACUCCAACACCCUAGCAGCCGAGCGAGAUUGAAUCUCUCUCCUUUGCACCGGCAAUUCAAUGGACAGCCUUUUAGGAGUGCCUCUGAUUUCGCUGUUAAUGUCGCUUCCAUGAUGCCCGAGAAAGCGGAUAACGAAAUCACCAGCAGUGCGCAGCUCAUUUUGCAAGGACCAACCGACCAAGCCUUCAAUGAGCACGUUCAGCUUGUUUUGUAUUGCCUCUCAAACGAUAUGUACGAAAUCGACUGUGACGACACAACUUCCUGGGUCGCGGUUGUAAACCUUAUCGAACGCUCUGGCCUGACGAACCAGCCACUCGACUUAGCGCAAGAAAAGGAUCUGACUGUUACGUCUAUCACUGAAAAUCUGUUCAGGCUUUGCCUCGACUACAGGCGUACACAGGAGGCAAGCGCUAGUAGUGCUAGCAACUCAAGCGUGCUCUCAUGGCUUCUUGAAUCAGGCCAAGAUCCAAACGGGCAAGUGAUGAUUGCUUCUGAGGCUUGCAGGCCGCUUCAAGUUGCGACGGGGACUUGUGAUUUCAAACUCGCCAUGAAGCUCCUCGACGCCGGUGCUAAUCCAAACCUUCACUGCACUGACAAUUACCCGCCGCUUUUUGAGUUGUUGCGAGAUGAUCUGGGUCUGUAUUUGAAUAUGAUACCAGAGCAGCGUGAUAUCUUCAAAGACCUUGUUCUGCGGCUUUUAAAGGCCGGUGCCUCACUCAACGAGGGUCCGUAUUGCAGAGGGCCGUCUGCGCUCAUGUGGGCCGUUCGCUUGGACCUCCAAAUUGCAAAGAUACUCAUACAACAUGGCUCAAAAGUCGAGUAUCAGGAGCGACUCGAGCAAGAUAUGCGCAUCGACAUUACCGGGCACGAGUUCAUCAGAACACAAAGCGUGGUGGGAUUCGCAAUGUACGACAGCAACGAGAAAAAGGCCAUGAGAAAGAUUCGUUAUUUAGUUGGUCAUGUUCAGCGGUACCAUCCUGUGAUCUCUGUCGGCGAUCUCCUAGCUGCCGACGUUGUCUGCCUUGCUGGCUACUUUGGCUUCAACAAGGUCAUCAAUUACUGGUGCAGCUACCAGAACGAUUCAAACACCCGACAACAUGGCCUCUUCACGGCUCUCUGUGCUGCAUCGUUCAACGGGCAUCGGAACACCUGCGAGUUACUACUUCAGUGUGGUGCACCUAUCAAAAGUCCAGAAUGGCUUCAAGCGAUUCCGUCGCCACUUCACUUCGCAGCUUUAACGGAUCGUAAGCCUGUUAUCGAGCUUCUGUGUGAACAUGGAGCUGAUGUAAAUGCCGAGUUCGAGGCAAGUGAUGGUUUCGAUCACGAGAGAAAUUACAUGUGGAAUCGCGCCAUGAUGGAUCUCGGAUUGGGGGGGGGAUAA